This is a messenger RNA of Octodon degus (degu), 2040 nucleotides long. It is a transcript of the gene Ddx51, whose product is annotated as DEAD-box helicase 51. The record is from RefSeq and is a predicted model, not a curated record. NCBI's taxonomy places the organism in Eukaryota, Metazoa, Chordata, Mammalia, Rodentia, Octodontidae. The annotation marks the transcript as partial. Gene Ontology annotation, molecular function: ATP binding; nucleic acid binding. Gene Ontology annotation, cellular component: nucleus. The transcript is spliced from 14 exons.
CCGGACGCGCGGCAGGGAAAGCGACGGAGAGUGGACGGCGGCGACGCAGACGCAGGCGCAGACGCAGGUGGCCCGGGGGCGGAGCGGGAGCCGGGGCCGCGCCGCGGUCUUCCUGCCUGGCCGGUGGGGACGCUGACGCCGUGGCGGCUUCUCUGCCGCGCAGGGCGCAGCCAGGAGGCGAUCGAGGAGCGCAGCGCCAGCCCCGAGGCCCCGGCGGCCCCGGUCGGUCGGCUCCCGGAGGCAGCGUCCGAGCCCGCGGGUCCUGGCCCCGUGCUGGGCGGCCUCGCGAGGCGAAGGGCACCGAAGGUCCAGCCUUUUCUGCCAGUGUGGUUGGCCAACCCAAGCUGUGUCAAGAAGAAUGUCACCGAGGACCUCGUUCCCAUUGAGGACAUCCCUGAGGUGCACCCGGACUUGCAGAGGCAGCUGAAGGCACAUGGCAUCUCGGCCUACUUUCCAGUCCAGGCGGCGGUGAUUCCUGCUCUCCUGGAGAGUGCGGCUGAUGGGUUUCUAGUGGGUAGAGGAGGCUACCAGCCCAGUGAUCUUUGUGUUUCUGCUCCAACGGGCAGCGGAAAGACACUGGCCUUCGUCAUCCCCGUGGUGCAGGCAUUGUUGCACCGGGUGGUCUGCCAUGUCCGUGCCCUGAUUGUGCUGCCCACCAAGGAGUUGGCCCAGCAGGUGAGCAAGGUGUUUAACAUCUACACUGAUGCCACACCUCUGCGUGUCGCUCUGGUUACUGGGCAGAAGCCGCUUGCCAAGGAGCAGGAGAGCCUUGUCCAGAAAACAGCAGACGGCUACCGCUGCCUGGCUGACAUUGUGGUGGCCACGCCUGGCCGCCUGGUGGACCACAUUGACCAGACCCAGGGAUUCAGCCUCCAGCAACUGCGCUUCUUGGUUGUGGACGAGGCCGAUCGCAUGAUAGACAGCAUGCACCAGUCCUGGCUGCCCCGGGUGAUGGCAGCUGCUGUCCCCAGCAGUGGCCCUGCAGCCCCCUGUGCCCUGCUGCAGAGAUGGCGGCCAGCGGCUAUGACUGCAGCCAGUACCUCCUGUCCCCAGAUGCCUCUCCAGAAGCUGCUGUUUUCGGCCACCCUGACCCAGAACCCCGAGAAGCUACAGAGGCUUGGCCUGUACCAGCCACGGCUGUUCUCCACGCAGCUGCCACACAGGGACCCAGGAGAUGCCAAGGACCCUGAGGGGAAGUAUGCCUUCCCUGCAGGGCUCAUGCACCGUUAUGUGCCCUGCAGCCUGAGUGCCAAGCCACUUGCUGUCAUCCACCUGGUCUUAGGGAUGCACCUCUCCAGGGCCCUGUGCUUCACCAACUCCAGAGAGAAUGCCCACAGGCUCUUCUUGCUUGUGCAAGCAUUCGGGGGUGUGAGUGUGGCCGAGUUCUCCUCCUGCUACGGGCCUGGCCACAGGAGGAAGAUCUUGAAGCAGUUUGAGCAGGGCAAAAUCCAGCUUCUCAUCAGUACAGAUGCCACUGCCCGAGGCAUUGAUGUGCCAGGUGUGGAACUGGUGAUCAACUAUGAUGCCCCCCAGUACCUGAGGACCUACGUGCACCGGGUUGGGAGAACGGCACGAGCGGGCAAGACAGGGCAAGCCUUCACACUGCUCCUGAAGGUGCAGGAGAGGAGGUUCCUCCGGAUGCUGGCAGAAGCUGGUGCACCUGAGCUGGCCCGGCACGAGGUCCCUAGCAAGCUCCUGCAGCCGCUAGUUCCUCGCUAUGAGGAAGCCUUGUCCCAGCUGGAAAGGACAGUCAAGGAGGAGUACAGACAGAAGGUGGCCUAAGCUGGGGACCAGUGGGACGCUCACAAUCACAGGAGUCACCUCCUUGGGAAAGUGCACACGCUGGGCACUUGAGAGCAGAGAACCCCGCGUCCUCUGCAUGGACCUAGAAGACUGAGCGUGGCCAAGGCCAGGGCCAGCCUCCUGUUGUCUCUAGGGAGGAAACCCAGGGAGGCCGGCCUGCCCCACCCGGGAACUGACCGAGGAGCACUCGGCUGUCCACGAGGCUUGCUAUUGAAGUGCUUACGUGAUGCAUUAAAU